Molecule: messenger RNA, 1286 nt
Organism: Ziziphus jujuba (common jujube)
Lineage: Eukaryota; Viridiplantae; Streptophyta; Magnoliopsida; Rosales; Rhamnaceae
Product: probable carboxylesterase 12
Exons: 1
Coding region: 189-1088 (299 amino acids)
Molecular function (GO): hydrolase activity
Source: RefSeq, a predicted model, not a curated record
AAAAAAUUUCUCUGAAUUAAAAUUCAGAGAAAAAAAAAAUAAUACUUUUCAAAUAAACGUAUACAACUUUUUUUUCUCUUUGUUUUUUAAUAAAACCAAUCCACUUUCUUUUCUUUGACAAAACUCAUAUAAACCCUGUCUCUAACACUCCCUUUCUCCAUUCCUGAUCUUAAACCAAGCUCCUUUCAAUGGCCGAUACCGAAAUUGCCCACCGAUUCCGCUUCUUCCAAGUCCACAAAGACGGUCGUGUAGUCUUAUACCAUCCAACCUUCGAGAGAACCCCACCAUCCGAAGACCUGACUACUGGGAUCCGAUCCAAAGAUGUCGUCAUUUCGUCCGACCCGCCAGUCUCAGCCCGAAUCUUCCUCCCCAAAUCCGCCGAACCGGACGGAAAGCUUCCCCUGCUCUUGUACAUCCACGGCGGCGGUUUCUGCAUGCAGUCCGCAUUCUCCACCGCGUACCACAACUUCGUCAGCACCCUCGUCGCCGGCGCUGAUGUCAUGGCCGUUUCAGUCGAAUACGGACUCUUCCCGACACGACCCAUACCCGCUUGCUACGAGGACUCAUGGGCGGUGCUCAAAUGGGUAGCGACCCACGUGGAUGGAAACGGAGCGGACCCAUGGAUAAACCAGCAUGCGGAUCUCAAACGGGUUUUUGUGGGCGGGGAUAGCGCCGGAGGGAAUAUAACGCAUACAUUGCUGUCUCGGGUCGGGUCGGUCGGGUUGAGGAGUGUGGGAGUGGUCGGGGCGAUUCUGCUCCAUCCGUAUUUUGGAGGAACGGUUGAUGAUUACAUGUGGAUGUAUAUGUGUCCGGAAAACAAAGGGUUGGAGGAUCCUAGAAUGAAACCGGCCACAGAGGAUCUGGCGAGGCUUGGGUGUGAAAACGUUUUGGUGCUUUUGGCUGAGAAAGAUGCUUUGGCAGGGGCUGGGAGGAGUUAUGGUGAUGAAUUGAAGAAAAGUGGAUGGGGUGGGACUUUGGAGGUUGUGGAGACCAUUGGAGAAGAUCAUUGUUUUCAUAUGUCUAAACCCAAAUCGGAGAAGGCUGUGGAUUUAGUCAAUAAGAUUGUUUCUUUUCUUAAACAGGUCUAGCUAAUUUUACUUUUCGCUUUUGAUUUUUCAGGCUGCUGUUAUGCAUGUAAGUGGUUGUGUCUAAAAACAAAUUGCUAUUUUCAACAAGUAGGAUCCACUUGGAUUGAUGUUAAAAAUCAUGAUUGUAUUUCUAUAAAUGAUAAAUCAUGUUUCAAUGAAAUUGGAAAUUAGAAAAAAUUAUUUGUAUGGAUGAUUAUA